Cephus cinctus (wheat stem sawfly) is the source of this 4316-nucleotide messenger RNA. RefSeq names its product apoptotic chromatin condensation inducer in the nucleus (gene Acn). Gene Ontology annotation, molecular function: RNA binding. NCBI's taxonomy places the organism in Eukaryota, Metazoa, Arthropoda, Insecta, Hymenoptera, Cephidae. The record is from RefSeq and is a predicted model, not a curated record. The transcript is spliced from 9 exons. Bases 248 to 2791 code for a protein of 847 amino acids.
CCACAAACCCACAGUUUUUACCUUUACAACGAUUCAAACAAAAAUUAAAGUUGAUGUAUCAACAUUAUUCGCAUUAACCUAUCAUUUUCCAUGAUUUGAUAUUGACAGUGAAACUGUGUGUACAUGUUUGGUAUAUUUAUUAAAUUUCACAUGAAACGCGAUAUUGGCUUGGGUUACGCUACGAAUUUGUAUAGUAACAUGGAGGAACAUAAGUGCUUGCAACAAAAUUUAUUAAGUUGUACCUUGCAUGAGGCGUAAAAGUGAGAGAAACAAGGGAAAAUCUUCACCAGAGAAGAAAGCAGAGAAACCGACACGUAAGUCUGCUAGAAGACGAGCCAAAAGAUCACCCUCAUCAUCACCAGAACGAGACACAGUUGAGGAUAAACCAUUGAACAGUCCUUGCACCAAAGAGAAGGCUAAUGAAAAGGAAUCUACAAUACAGACUCGAUUACAGUCAAAAGAAAUAGGAGAUAAUACAAUGGAUGAGACAAAGAUUGCAAGUACCGGAGAGUCAUCUGCAGCUGCUGAGAAAACCCCAGAGGAAGAAGAUGGCAAAUCAGUCUGGAAAGUGGCUAGAGCGGAUGCCUCGCCAGGGGAGAUACAGAAGCUUAAGCUAUGUAGACAGCGCAAUACAUCGGAGACAUCAGAGAACUCUGUAACCAGGAAAAGAUCGAACAAGUGGCAAGAAAGUGGUGUAGGUGAGGAGGAGGAGGUUGACUCUUCCAAUGAGCGACCGGGUCCUCGUGAGAGGUCAUCCAGUGGCAAUAGAAAGGUCGAGGAGCCCUCCUCUUCACACCCAGGUCAGGAUUCCAACGAAGAGGUAAGUGCUAGGAAGGAGAUCCUGUCCGAGACCACUUCAGCCAACUUGUCUGAUGCUAAACCAAACAUAGAUCGGCAAGGCGAUACGAAUGAGGCAGGUACCGCCGAGCUAAGCAUUGAUCGCGAACAGUCGCCAAAUGCGAACAACGAGACCAUAGACCCAAAUUCGAUUGGAGGUACUCCUAAGGAGCCGAUGCCACAAGUGGAGAAAACAUCAGAUGUGGAACCCAGCAUAGUUGAAGAGAAUCAGAGCAAGACAGAACAAGAGGACAAUUUGCGCAAACAGUCAAGUAGUGACGAUGAGAAGGUCGAGGAAAAUCGCGCUGAUUCGUCGCCGAAUUCCGGCGCAGAAUCAGAAAGCAAAACGACUACAGCGAGAUCAUCUCCAAGAACACCCUCGCGCGCUGGUCGUAGAAAGCAUCGCAAUAAGUAUCACGACUCCUCUAAUUCCGACACACCGGACUCAGAAGAUGAGACCUCAAGUGAGCGGAAACGAAAAGAGUCUGAGACUCGCGAGGAUAAACAGGAUGUUGAGGAUACAUAUAAGGACAGAACUUCUUCAUCGCCUGAACACAGACUCGAUGCAUCCAUUACUAAUAACAAUGCCGACAUGGAAACAGAACCAUUUGAUAAUAAUAAAGAGAAGUCAGACAUGCAAGUUGAUAAACAAGAGGACAUGGUUCGUCCAGAAAUCCAGGCGCCGCUAAAGCCUGUAAAAGUCAACUUGAAGAGAUCAUUUUCUGCAAGAAUAUCAGUGGAUGCUGAAUUAAAGAAGGAAGACAACGAUAGUAACGUCGACAAUGAUUCAGCAACUCAAAACAAGGAGAACAAUGCUGUAAGUGAUCAAUCCGAUGGAAAGUGUAUUCCUCGUAAGCGUCGUUGGGGUACGUCAAUUUCUACUGAUGUGGCUCCAGCAUUUUCAGUUUCCACAGAAUCCUUGAAGGCACUAGUACCAGGUGCGAAACCACUACCUAUAAACGAGGUACGUUUGUCUAAGGAUGACAAUGAAGACAGAGAACGUCGCAAGGAUCGUGACAAACGUCAUAUGUCUGUAGACAGCGUUGGCGACUAUAAAAUUCGUGAAGAUGGCACUCAGCAGAAGAGUGAAGCCACGAAGAAGAGUGAUUCGAAGAUGGAAAAUCAUAUAGCAGCCAGACGAAAAAUAUCUAUCGUAAAAGAUGCACCACUAACAAAGUCGCCGAGUCCUCCAGCAUGUAUACCAACUAGUAUACUCCUGAUAAAGAACCUCGUACGACCAUUCACCUUAAAUCAGAUCAAGGAACUUCUUUCACGUACUGGAACAAUCAUCGAGAAUGGUUUCUGGAUGGACAGAAUUAAAUCCAAGUGUUUUGUAGAGUAUGCUAAUGAGGAUCAGGCCUUCGAAACCAGGCAAGCUCUUCACGGUAUAUCCUGGCCAGUUUCCAAUCCUAAGAGACUACACGUCGAAUAUGCAAACAAGGAGGACAUGGAAGCGGCGCGCGAAUCGUCCAAAGAUCAGCCACUAUCUCGCAAAACUGAGCCAUUACAAUCAGCAGAUACUUGGCAGCAGGAUUGGAAUCGUGAUGAAAAGACAAAUGCCAAUACUAAGGUGAUGGUUGUACGUGAAUGGGAUUUAGGGAAAGAAGACGGUCAGCAGCAUCUCAAAGAGAAGGAACGUGAAAAGAAGGAAGCCGAAAAGAAGAGAAGACAGAGAAGUCGAAGCCCCACGCUGGAGGCUCAUCUCCCAGCACCUGCACGUAAAUUUAAGAAGAAAGAGGAUGAUCCUCCUCCGGCGAAGCUUCUAGAUGAUCUCUUUAGGAAAACUAAGGCUACUCCGUGCAUAUACUGGUUGCCUCUGACCAACGAGCAGAUCGUCGUCAAAGAAGAAAUGAGAAGGCAACACAUGGCUGAACACGCUCGCAGACUUGAGGAGAUGAGGCGCGUUGAGAGAAAUAGGGAUGGUGGUCGUCGUCGUCGUAGCCCUCGAAAAUAAAUGGAAAGAAACAAGACAGAACACUCACACACACAUGCAAAAUAUCCCUCUAUCAUUACAGAAUAUAAUAUCCACCGUCACGAGGAAACGUAUUUCAGAAAAGACGUCUGAAAGACCCUGACACCAAUUGCGAAACGAAUGUGCAGACUGUCUCGGGAAGAUUGACGACACAAAACGGACAAUGACGCAUUGGACAAAAGAGUGACGAUGACAAACGUGUUACUGAUUGUUCAAAAAAUUUAAAAAGUUAUUUAAUCAAGUACUUGGCAAAAAACUAAUUCUUUCCACUUUUCUUGUUUUGUGUUCUUUUCAUAUUAAUUGUCAAAUCGUUUUAAAUUUAAACGAAAUACAAUGCUCCUAUUUUAUGUUUAACGAGGAUCAAUUUCCUCAUUCUAUAAUAGAAAAACUAAGUCGUUUUUUAAUUCGUUUUAAAUCAUUUUUGUUCUGUAUCAUCGACAUGCUAUUUUGACAGUGCGAACAAUAUUCUCGUGAAUUCCCUAUCCUGUACAUCAAACACAUCCCAUCCUCGUUUUUUUUUUCAGGAUUAAAGUAUUUCUUCCAGGUCAACAAUUUUUGCCAUUUGGUGGGUUGGAACUAAGUGAAAUACUAGAUCUCACGCGAGACUGUCUUAUCGUGGACUACGUAUGCGGUGAACUUCGAUGAUAAUGCGUUAUGUGCUUACGCAUUUUUAUUUCGCCUUGAAAAUUUCCUCUACGAGAUACUACAAGGAUGAAAAAUUACAGGGGGAAAAAGGCAAAGGAUGAUUUCUUUUGAAAGUUCAAAUAAGUAGAGAAAUAGCAAGAACAAUCUGCGAGUGAAAGAUGAAACAUGAAAAACGCUGUGUGCGCGCAGCUCAACGCGAGUGUCUUCUGAUUAAAUUCAACGUACUGUAGGACAUUUUGAUUAAAAAUAAAAACAGCGUUAAAAGGAAACAAAACUGAAAGAGAAUUGAGAAUCCUGUUCAACAAUAACCGGUAAAAAAUUUGUACUGAGAAAUUGCCGUGGUUAGUAAUGUUUCACGUUGUUCAACCUUUUCUUUUAAAAAAAAAAAAGUAUAUGUAUUCUGUACUUGAUUGUUUCCCUUGAUGACAAAAUGUCAAGGAACAAUGGUGACACGAAAUUUUGAACGACUUUUCGUAUUUUCAUUUACGUGAGACGAUCGAUCGAAGCAACGCUACAAUUAUUUGAGUUAUAAUCCACGCAUAGACAUCGCACUGCAAAUGAUAUCUUGCGAUGAGUAGACGUUAUACCACUAUUAUCGAUAACAAUAAUAUAAUCCAAGAACAAAGAAAAUUAAAUUGUAUAUUCACGUAUUGAUUUCACGAAUGCCUACCAAAAUAAUUGGGUGGCUCAAUUAGAAUGUGAUUCUCUUAGAAAAGGCAUAUUAAUUAACAUGUCCAUGUCUACUGCACGAAACCAUCCCUUUGUAUAUAUAAAAAGAGCUACUAUUCGGUAUUCCACGAACAAUAAAAAAUACAGAUGUGAUGUGUAAAAUGAUCAAUAAAUCAUACAAAAGCUCGAGUAA